Messenger RNA from Paramecium sonneborni, 1389 nucleotides. The record is from the annotation of a GenBank genome assembly. Lineage: Eukaryota; Ciliophora; Oligohymenophorea; Peniculida; Parameciidae.
AUGAAUAAAUAUUCGCCUGAUGGCUUAGUAUAAUAAUUAUUAUAAUAAAUUAGAAAUGCCUUAUAGGUGCAAUGUUAGUAAAGGCAGGACAAGCACUUUUAAUGACAUGGGGGAAAUCAAAUGUAUAUUAUUAUUCAUAUUUCAAAAUGAAUGAUCCUAAUUUACCAGUUGCAUAUAACACAUUGCCUAUAGCAUUAAUGGGUAUACCAUUGGCGAUUGCAUCAGUGUAUUCUUUAAAGAUUGCUGAUAGAAUAGGGUAUGAGAAACUAAUAAGAAUUACAACAUCAUUAUAAUUUAUUUCAUUCUUAAUAGCGUUACACGCUAACUCUUAUUUAGAAUUCAUAAUAUUUUAUUUGGGUUUUAUAGGUUUGGGAUAUGCAUUGUUAGCAUUUCCAUUAUUAAAAUGUCUAUGGAGUCAUUUUUCAGAAGAGGAAGGAAUGGUGACAGGUAUUUUAUUUGGAGUAUUUGGAUUUGCUACAUUUUUUUAUUUACUUCUAGUAACAUACAUAGUAAAUCCUAAUAAUGAAGAAGCUACAUUAUCAGUAAUUAAUAAAUCAUUACAUAGAUCUAAGUAGGUUCUCAGUAAUAUUUAUAUUUUUCUGAUGUUGUUGCUAUUAACACUUAUUAAGCUAUUAAAUAUGCAGGAUUUAUAGCAGGCACUUUAAGUGUUUCUGGAAGUUUACUAAUAAAUUAAAGAAAAUUAGAGAAUGUAGAAGAACAAGAAUUAUAACUUCUAACUAAUGAAAUAUAGAAUAUCACAAUUACUUCAAAUGAUCCACUUUUUUAAGUUGUUAAAACCAAGCAAUUCAAAAUUAUUCUAGGAUCAUAUUUUACUGUUUUCUUUUUUGAAGUGACGUUGGGAUUAAAUUAUAAAACCUAUGUGUUAUAAAAGGUAAAUUUAUAUAAUUAGUUUAAGAGAUUAAUAACGAUUAACUUAUUACAUGGGUUGAUACACUUGGAAUUAUUCUUGGAUCAAUUGCUAAUUUCGUCUUUGGUAAAAUGGCUGAUUAGAUUGCAUUCACUGUCUUAUUACAUAAAUUAUUAAUAAUAAUGAGUAUCAUUGCUAUGAUGAUCCCAAUAUCCUUGAAUAUUUCUAAAGACUUAUUCAUUAUUGGUAAAGUAUAUCAAAACUAUUUAGAUUAUUUAUUGUUAUCAAUUAUCUCAAAAGGAAUCAUUGUUAUUUUAGGUCCAGGAUUACUCUAAAUAUUUGGUAAGAAAAUAGGUGCAGACAUACUCCCUAUUGUUAAUUUUAGUGGAUUACUAGGUUUUAUUUUUUCAGCUCUCUUCAUAUUGCUCAUUGUUCCAAUAUUGAGAUUUGAUGGCACUUUCAUUUUUUAAGGAUUAUUAAUUGGAUUGGCUGCUUAUUAUACUAAAAACAUCAAUUAAUGA